Messenger RNA from Lineus longissimus, 2336 nucleotides. Its product is annotated as A disintegrin and metalloproteinase with thrombospondin motifs like. The transcript is spliced from 18 exons. Bases 16 to 2253 code for a protein of 745 amino acids. The record is from RefSeq and is a predicted model, not a curated record. NCBI's taxonomy places the organism in Eukaryota, Metazoa, Nemertea, Pilidiophora, Heteronemertea, Lineidae. Gene Ontology annotation, biological process: proteolysis. Gene Ontology annotation, molecular function: metalloendopeptidase activity.
CAAAGUCAUCAUACAAUGGAUGAAGGGGUUAAUGCAGCGGAUACACAGCUGGACAUCGCGUCAAAGAAGGAAAGUAAACUAAAGAUGACACGCCCGUUAUCUAUCUUAGAUAUAAACCGCAUUGUUUUCUCCCGCUCAGACACAAGGAGAACCGUCAUCAUGGAAUUCCUCCAAAGCUUCCUCGGUCUUGUCCUUAUCGCCGCAGUAGUUGCCGGAUCAGACCCAGAAAUCGUCACCAAGCGUGCCGUUGAUGUUAUUGACGAGACCAAAGAGACUACCAAACGUCAUCCAGAUGAGCUAAAUCUUCUACUCAAGGAUGAGACAGGCAGUGAUGUCAGGCUUCGCUUGCGCAGAGGCAUCUCUCCUACGCUGUCCGUUGAGAAGGAAGACGGGGUUGAACUGGUCCAACUUAGAGAUGCUGACGAAGACGCUUUCUACGAUGUCCUCAACGACCAGGGUGUUGUGAUGGUCAGAUCGGUGGAACAGGCACCAGGAGUCUUCAAGAGAUCAUUGAGUGGUUCCUUCCUCCACGACGACAAGGCUUACGUCGUUGAAGCUCCAGAGGCACAUUACUCUGCAAAGCGGGACGUAGCGACUGACCAGUCCAAACAUAACUUGAUUAAACGAUUUGACCUUUCUGCUGAGAAAGCCUCACGGGCGAAGAGGGCUUUCGGGAGUCUUGGCGUUGAAGUACACAUCAUCAUCGACUACACUGUAUACAAUGAAUACUACACCAAUGCAAUGCGCAACAAAAACGAGGCGUUGAGGAACAUCCAACGUUAUUUCGCUCACGUAAUGAGUGGCGUUGAUAUCCGUUACGCCAAUCUACAGGAGUCCGACUUUUCGAUCUACAUCAGGGUAAAGGGUAUCCACGUGAUAGAGUCUAGCGGUGAGUCGACGUUCUCUAUGAGCAGCAGUCUGCGAAAUCCAGGCGUCAACGACCAGAAUCUGAUCAAUGCUGAUUUAUCCCUGAAUGCAUUGAGAGACUGGGACAAGGGAAACGGAAGGAACUUCAUCGGCAAGAGUGACCAUGUCAUGGCAUUCACAAUGAAGGAUUUAUACAGCGUGGAGGAUAGACAAGUGAAAAGUGGUACUGUCGGAAUUGCUUUCACAAAAGUCAUGUGCUCUCGAGAUUCUUACUCGGUGAUCGAAGAGGCCGGAGUGUUCAGUUCAGAGGGAACAGCCGCUCAUGAACUUGGACACAGUCUUGGUGCAGCCGACCACGACGGGAAAAAAUCAGCAUCUAGUUGCAGUCAAGAUUCUAAGUACAUCAUGGCGCCCUCUAACGCCAACGUCGUCGACCAAUACAACUACAGGAACCCCUACUUAUUCUCCUCCUGUUCUAUCAGACAGUUCAGGGACUACUUUAGUACCUUGGGAGCAAGUAACUGUAUGUCGAACAAGGCAAGCAAUAGCAUACCCGGCUGGGAGAGGCCUGUUGGGGAGAUGCCAGGCCAGAUCUUGGACGCAGUCGCGCAGUGUAAAGGAAUGCAAGGGGAUAACUCGUUCCCCUGUCCCUUCAACCAAAAGGUGGCGGAUGUAUGCCGCGGCUUGAGCUGCACAACCAACAACGAUGGUUCAAAAUGCUCCACUACGUCUUUGGCGGCAAGAGGCACAUCCUGUGGAGAUAAAAAGUGGUGCGAUGAGGCAACCUGUGUUUCCAACCGAUACGCACCGUCUUUAGAUGAGACCUGUCCUUAUGGCGAUUUCCCCGCCGGAUUCGCCGGCCAACAGUGCGCUUCACUGAUACAGGGGGAACCGUUCAGAUGCUAUGAGAGGGACAUCAGAGAGAGAUGCUGCGGCUCUUGCAAAAAGAUCAAGCAGAACAAGCGAGGUUGUGAAUAUGGUGACCACCAGAAGUUCUGUACUUCUCUCUCUGGUGGUCAUUGUUCGGUUGCAUGGAAUAACUGGCACUGCGGCUGUAAAAAGUGUGCUGGUGCUGCAAUAUCCAACUGUAAAGACGACCCCUAUAUUACAUUUGAUGGCAAGAAAUGUUCUGCUUUCGUUACCUCAUCCAAUUCUAAGUGCUACCAGGACCAGGUCUCUGACAAGUGCUGUGGCUCAUGCAGCAAGGUCGUCAACAAAGCCGAACCAGGAUGCCUCUUCGGCGACAAUGACGGCUAUACUUUCACUCUCGGGAGUCGACAGUUCAGUUGUCCUGACAUGAGGAGGGACCAGUCUUUGAAGAAUGAUGCAUGUACGAACCACAACAGCGCGGCCCUACGGUGCUGUGAAACAUGUCGAGGUUUCUAAUCAUGCUCAAGUUAGCAUUCACGUUUUAAGAUAACAUUAUGUUGAAUAAAAUGAUGCAUCGACGUCGGCGUAUCAGAAAAAGA